Diabrotica virgifera virgifera (western corn rootworm) is the source of this 1592-nucleotide messenger RNA. Its product is annotated as cGMP-gated cation channel alpha-1-like. The record is from RefSeq and is a predicted model, not a curated record. Gene Ontology annotation, biological process: potassium ion transmembrane transport; regulation of membrane potential. Gene Ontology annotation, cellular component: membrane. The transcript has 6 exons. NCBI's taxonomy places the organism in Eukaryota, Metazoa, Arthropoda, Insecta, Coleoptera, Chrysomelidae. Gene Ontology annotation, molecular function: voltage-gated potassium channel activity. Bases 9 to 1592 code for a protein of 527 amino acids.
UUGAAAGAAUGAGCUCAACUACUGAAAUUACUCAAGAAAAUAAAUCUAGCGAUUUGGGUACAACUGUGUUAAACAUUACAAAAAAGAUCAAAUGGAAAUUCUUGAUAGUCAUGGCUGCAAUGCCAAAUUCCACGUUUUGGAACAUGUUUAUUUUGGCUACAUCCGUCCUGAACUACAUUCUGGUCACCACAAACCUUUCCUUCCUCCCAACAGAAGUAGCAGAAUUCUUUUCGUUUUACGUAAUCUUUGACGUCAUAUAUCUAUUUAAUUUUCUGCUUCUUCUAUCCCAAAAAAUAUUCCAUAUCUCGAAUACUUUUUACACUGAGAAAACUAUGUUUAUCAUUUUUGUUGUCGAUUUCGUUUCUUUGGUUUCUCAAGCGAUGCUAAUAAUACCAUUUGUUAGCGCCCACAAAAGUUUUUUAGUGCUCAUUUUUAGAGUUAUCACCUUUGUUAGACUCAGACAUUUGUUAGUUUUCAAUAAAGUUCUUCGAAGAUUGACAGAAUAUCGAAUAGUAUGGAUUUUAGGCAAAUACAUUACGACCGUUGUUAUUAUUAUACAUACUGCAAUUUGUUUAUGGUUCCUAAUCAAGUCUGAAGACAAUUUUUAUGACGAGUUGCCCGAAUUUAAAUCAGGAGAAGUCCCAGCAAGCAAUGCAUCUUGGUAUUUUUAUCACAUUUAUGCUACCAUCCAGUUACUAAUGAAUGUAGGAUUUGGAGAUGUCUAUCCAAAAAAUAUCAACGAAAUAUACUUUUUCUCCAUGAUGUUCUUGGUUGGACAAGCUUUAACAGUUUAUUUCAUCUGUGUCGUUGGUUGGAUUAUUAUAAAUCAGAAUUAUCACAAGUUUAGCAUUUAUUAUCAGAUAAAAAAUGUAAAGAAAUAUCUCAACGGCUCACAUCCUCUCAUAAAACAAACAGCAGACAAAUAUUUUUCCAUGAAAGAACACAAACAAUUUACAGACCGAUCUCUCCUUGACAUGCUACCAAGAUGUCUUCAGCAAGAUAUUGCGUACGAUCUCAAUUGUGGACUAUUACAUAGGUCUUUAUUGCUGAGUAAUCUUCCGAAAUUCACCUUAAGAAAUAUUUCGUCAGAAAUGAAGACAGUUAUCCUGCCCGCUGGAGAAAGUAUCUAUUUUCAGUAUGUGGUCAAGAGUGGCAUGGUCUGCAUAGAGGAUGGCGCGCUUGAAAUUUUACAUGACGACGAUGAGGAAAGUCCUGUUAUUUACUUUAGAACUGGGACAAUUUUUGGGGAAAUUUCAUUGUUCCUGAACAUUCCCUCAAAAGUUACCGUUAGAGCGGCCAAACGUACCGAACUGAGAAUCCUGGAGAAAAAAGAUUUUUUAAAAGUGAUGUUACACUUUCCUCAGCAACUAAAAUAUCUGCACACUGCACUUAAACUUCGCCUUAAUAAUGUUCCAAAACAAAACAGUUUCAAAACACGAGUCCAGAAUUUAAGGAAAAUUAAGAAUAUGUUAAGUUUUGGUUCGAUUGAUGAAAACGGGAUGAAAGAUACGAAUUUUUAUGAGUUGUACAAAUUGGAAGACCAAUAUUUGAGAGAUAAUCGUUUUGAUGAAUAUAAUUGGAUUCAUCAUUAG